Molecule: messenger RNA, 2114 nt
Organism: Spizellomyces punctatus DAOM BR117
Lineage: Eukaryota; Fungi; Chytridiomycota; Chytridiomycetes; Spizellomycetales; Spizellomycetaceae
Exons: 3
Coding region: 232-1926 (564 amino acids)
Biological process (GO): regulation of transcription by RNA polymerase II
Molecular function (GO): RNA polymerase II cis-regulatory region sequence-specific DNA binding; DNA-binding transcription factor activity, RNA polymerase II-specific; protein dimerization activity
Source: RefSeq, a predicted model, not a curated record
GCUCUGCGUGACCAUCUCGCUUCCCCUUGCGUUUCCCCCCCCCCCCUCCCCCUGUCGUCGUCGCUGUCCUCGCCGUCGUCAUUGCCCCCAUCGUCGUCAAAGUCAUUUUUGUGUGGAGAGCUCAAUUGGCGUAGUUUUUUUGCUACGGGCAGUUGCUGUCGGCUAUGCACGUAUCCGCAAACGGCAAUUGGAACUAUACCAGAGAACGCUCCGCUGAUUUUCAGCAACUAAAUGACAGAAGCAACCACAUACAUGAACAACUCAUCCUAUCAACUGGGAACAGAUGAGACGUUCUUUUACGGUUUCGAAGACGGACUGGGUGCUCACUUACUGUCAGAAUCUGAGCAAAAACAAUUCGCCGACUUUCUAAAUCAACUGAGUUCAGACUCAGCGUCAGCAGCUAGUGUAUUGACAUAUCAACAGCUCCCGUCUGCAGCAAACUACUCGGGUGGUUCCUUUACAGAUCCUUCCCUACCUCUUGCGCUCCCAACAGCCAACGCUACUCCUACGCCUGCCUUUCCUCAGCAGGUGUCCGCAGGUCGGUGGACAACACAGCCCAUCCCCACACAGAACCUUGGACAUUUUGCUCAGAAUGGCCAAUUGGUGUCAGCAGUUCCGUAUCUCUCGAAUGACCGAAUGUCAAUCGUAAUUCCAACAAGCACUCCACAAGACCGUCAGUCGAAGCCCGCACACUUUCAGCGAAAUCUCUCCCAGCAUCACUCUCCAUCCCCUCAGAAACCGACUCCGUCAUCUGCAGUCAGUAGUUCAUCCCACGCCAUUUAUUCGCAGGACGAGAAUCCGCCAUCAUCAUCAGCAAGACGGUUUUCUCACGUAUCGUCAGGAGGAUAUCCAAUACUUGAUACUUCCCGACGAGUCUCUAGCGUUAGGUCGGGAACAUUGUCGACGACUCCGAAUCAAGGGAUGCAGGUACCCUUCCAUGCUUCGUCAUCGGCUCCUGCUUCUUCUCUGCAUCAAAAUCAUACAGCUGGACCGAAAUCGGUUCAUACGAGUUUCUCGUCGCAACAUGUCCCUGGUCCUAGUCACAAACAAGAAUCCCCUCACCCGAGACGGCAUUCUACAGCGGAAGGGGAACAUACCUUGGUGCAGCAACCUUCGUCGCAAACAUUUCAUUUACCGCAGGCUGGCCAAUCAGAAGGUCCGUCACAAACAGCACCAGUCGUAAAUCAGCGCUCACCGACAGGAGGGUCACAACUUUCCACACCCAUUCCACCCUUCCCUCCCCCAGCCCGUAAGCGCAAAGCUUCCACGACCGUUGACGCUAGCUCAAAGGUGAACCCAAAGCGAAGAGCGUCAAUCAUCUCUCAAGGAUCGUCAGGGAGUGCCUCGUCGCAAACUCCUGGCGGAACUGGGACCUUUAUCGCAGUGGAUCCGGGUAGUAGUGAUGCCAAGACCAGAGCGGAUGCAACUAAUGCGAAAAAGUCGGGAAAACAGCUGUUGACAGAGGAAGAGAAACGCGCCAAUCAUAUAGAGUCAGAAAAGAAGCGCAGACAAAAUAUUCGGACGGGCUUUGAUCAGUUGGUCGAGAUUGUUCCGACGCUGAGUCAAUGCCACAGAAGUGAAGCGUUGAUUUUGCAGAAAGCUGUGGAAUACGUUCAAUACUUAUUGAGACAGAAAUCCGACCUUCAAUCGCGGAUUUCCCACAUGCGGAACGUAUUGGCAGAGCCGGAUUAUACCCAACCUUACCCGGCAUCGCAAUAUGUUUCAGCGCAAGCAUAUGCAAUUACGGCUGACGAGUCCUUGCAUGGAGGAAGCGGAAGUGCGAGCGGAUACGUAUUAGGUGUUCCACCACCUACCGGAAAUUAUUCGAAUUCUCAACCGCUUUAUCCCAUGCCAGUUCACGCAGUCUCGAUGCAACCUUAUCCAGCACAUCCCAGCAGGCCACCCCCACCAGUUGCAGGCGGAUGAUCCAGGGCAAGCAAAGCACAAUAUCUGGUUGGCAUCCACACCGCACGCAACUAUACUUUUAAUCGCGGUCUGCUGUUGUAUGUAAUAUUUCUUGUGUAUCUGAGUAGAAUCCUUUGUUUUGUAAUGCAAUUUUGACACUCCUAUCUCGUACAAUGGAACCCACGAACAUAUGUUCAAUGUCUAUCGUA